Messenger RNA from Belonocnema kinseyi, 2789 nucleotides. It is a transcript of the gene eRF1, whose product is annotated as eukaryotic peptide chain release factor subunit 1. The transcript is spliced from 10 exons. The record is from RefSeq and is a predicted model, not a curated record. Gene Ontology annotation, molecular function: sequence-specific mRNA binding; translation release factor activity, codon specific. Gene Ontology annotation, biological process: cytoplasmic translational termination. Gene Ontology annotation, cellular component: cytosol; translation release factor complex. Lineage: Eukaryota; Metazoa; Arthropoda; Insecta; Hymenoptera; Cynipidae. Bases 502 to 1821 code for a protein of 439 amino acids.
GAGUAAUACGAUGAGUGGCUAAGCAUCGUGGCGCGGUAGUCUCUUUACCAUCUUUUUACAUCCCAUUUCAUAUCGUGUAGUACGAUUCGAGCGAGGUACUGACGUUUUGUGCCACUCGCAUGGCCGACAUAUGCAUUUCGAAGUUUCUACUCGCGUGGAGUCCCUUGUGUUGCCGUUGUAAUCGCUAAGAUCUGUUGCCUAUAAAGAUAAAACCUUAAAUCGACUGAGUGCAUCGUUGUCGUUUUGAAGCCCAAAAGUUUAGUGUUAAGUGUACCGUUUGAACGUUAUGCCUUGUACACGUUCGACCUGACAAAAUCCGGUUUGAACUGGAUUUCGGCAGGUUUUCUGCGAUAAAUGGACUGGCCGUUCGCUUCAAAAAACCUGCGAACCGGCUUUCCCGACGGAGGGAGCACGCGUUUUUUUUCCACCACCCGGAGCGUCCAUCCAGGAACUUAAUACGGAGUCAUUAGGAGCGACCACGCGAUUUCCAGCCCAACAGCAAUGUCGAACGAAGAAACGUCCGCCGACCGCAAUGUCGAAAUCUGGAAGAUCAAGAAACUUAUUAAAAGCCUUGAAAUGGCCAGGGGGAACGGCACAAGUAUGAUUUCACUAAUUAUACCGCCAAAGGAUCAAAUUUCGAGAGUAAGCAAAAUGUUGGCCGAUGAAUUCGGUACAGCAUCCAACAUCAAAUCUCGUGUAAAUAGAUUAUCAGUCCUGGGUGCCAUCACAUCGGUACAGCAUAGGCUAAAGUUAUACACCAAAGACAAAGUACCUCCAAAUGGCCUGGUUAUUUACUGUGGUACGAUUGUAACGGAAGAGGGGAAGGAAAAGAAAGUGAACAUCGAUUUCGAACCCUUCAAGCCUAUCAAUACUUCUCUUUACUUAUGUGAUAACAAGUUCCAUACCGAAGCACUUACGGCGUUGCUAGCCGAUGAUAACAAGUUCGGUUUCAUUGUUAUGGACGGUAAUGGAGCACUUUUUGGUACUCUUCAAGGAAACACGCGCGAAGUCUUACAUAAGUUUACGGUCGACCUUCCUAAAAAACACGGCAGAGGAGGACAGUCUGCCCUUCGUUUUGCUCGGCUGCGAAUGGAAAAGCGGCACAAUUACGUCCGAAAAGUCGCCGAAGUGGCUACCCAGCUUUAUAUUUCUAACGAUAAACCGAAUAUUGCAGGUCUGAUUUUGGCCGGUAGUGCUGACUUUAAGACAGAGCUUAGUCAGUCUGACAUGUUUGAUCCUAGACUCCAAGGUAAAAUAAUAAAAUUAGUGGACGUUUCGUACGGAGGAGAAAAUGGUUUCAACCAGGCUAUCGAAUUGGCAGCUGAAUCUCUGCAAAAUGUGAAAUUCAUCCAAGAAAAGAAACUAAUUGGACGCUAUUUUGAUGAGAUUUCGCAAGACACGGGCAAAUAUUGCUUCGGAGUCGAGGACACAUUGAGAGCCUUGGAAUUAGGUAGUGUAGAGACAUUGAUUUGUUGGGAGAACUUAGAUAUUCAGCGAUACGUUCUUAAGAAUCAUACGAACAGCGAAGAAAAAGUUUUGCACUUAACGCCGGAACAAGAAAAGGACAAGACUCACUUUACCGACAAAGAGAGCGGGGUAGAAUUGGAAUUGGUGGAAUGUCAACCUUUGCUGGAGUGGCUUGCAAACAAUUAUAAGAGCUUCGGCGCGACAUUAGAAAUUAUCACUGACAAGUCUCAGGAAGGUUCACAGUUCGUCAGAGGUUUUGGUGGAAUAGGAGGUGUUUUGCGUUACAAAGUGGAUUUUCAAAGUAUGCAGCUGGAUGAUGUUGAAUUCGAAAACUUCGAUCUGGACGAUUAUUAAAACUAUUAAAUAUACAGACUACUCGGUUCUCUAUGCUUACGAGAGAAACGCGCCAGCGUGUUUACUCAGUCGCGUAGUCUUUUAAAGAGAAAUACUUUUGAAAUUUCACUAAUGGGCAGUUUAUAAACAGAGAAUCUUUACAAUUUUAUCUAGAACUACGCGACCAGAGAAAACUCAAGUUUGUUGACGUGCACGAAAAAGAGCAACACGAAGACUGUGACACUUAAUAAGCCAGCAUGAUACCUGGAUACCGUCUUUAAAAAAAGCACACAAAAACAAACAACAAAUUCUCCGAAUUGUACGAUAAUUAAUCAUUCUUUUCUAUUAUUCACAUGGAUUUAUAUAGUCCAUUUUUGAACUAAAUAUUUAACUAGGACAAUUGUAGAGUGCUGCGAAAUAUCGGACACGACCAUUUUGUAAAUACUGCUGCUGCCUUUUUCAUUUAUUACAAACGUUGUUGGCUCAAAAUUUAAUUGACUUAUCGUGCACUUGUAACAUUGACUCCUGUUCUUACAAAAUCAUGAGAGUUCUGUAAUAAACUGAUUCUUAAAAAAACAAAAAAAAAAAAAAAAACAAUUUGCCUACAUCGUGCAUUUUGUAAAAUGCAUAUGAAUAAUGAAAGUUCAAUCUGCAAAAAAUUCAUAUCGCAUUUCUGUUUGUUCUUUGAAUUUAGUUUUCUUGUUAUUUUUUUUAAAUUGGAUUUGAAUUUGAUAAAUGAUAGAAAUUCGGGAUUCAACUGGCAUAUCCGUCUCUUUGAAAAUAUAUAUACAUAAAUGUAUGAGAAGUUUUGCCUUAAUCGUGUCAUAGUUUUGUACGGCGGCUUCCUUAGUUUUCUAUGGAAUGUGAUUCCCAGAGCAUGAAGGUUAAGCGAAGUGCUUACUAAAACUUUGCGUAAUUUUUCAUUGCUUUUAUCAGGUGUUUUGCGAAAUUCCCUAGGUGAAACGAAUUAUUAAAACUAAUUAAGAAAC